Messenger RNA from Cyphellophora europaea CBS 101466, 492 nucleotides. RefSeq lists its product as uncharacterized. Bases 1 to 492 code for a protein of 163 amino acids. The record is from RefSeq and is a predicted model, not a curated record. The transcript has 2 exons. Lineage: Eukaryota; Fungi; Ascomycota; Eurotiomycetes; Chaetothyriales; Cyphellophoraceae.
AUGUCGGUUACAAAGGCCGGCAGCAAAACCUUCUACACCACCACCAACCCCUUCGAGCAAUCAUUCGGCUACCACCGCGCCCUCCGCCACGGCCCGCACAUCCACGUCUCCGGCACCACCGCCCUCAACCCCACGACCCAAUGCCUGCAACACCCCAACGACCCCUACCUGCAAGCCCACGCCGCCUUCGCCGAAGCUCUUGAGGCUGUGCGUGCGCUCGGCGGGCAGGUGCACGACGUGGUGCGCGUGCGCAUGUUUGUGAAACGCGUCGAGGACUGUGACGGUGUUGGGCGGGCUUUUGGGGAGGUUUUUGGUGGGGCCGCGGGGCAGGGAGGGGUGCGUGGGGGCGGAGGAGAGGAGGGUGGAAGGGAAGGGUCAGGCGAGGUGGUGGGCUGCGCGGCGACCAUGGUGGUGUUGGGGGCGGAGGGGGGCGGUGGGUUCGUGGAUGAGGGCAUGUUAGUUGAGGUGGAGGUGGAUGCGUAUGUGCUGUGA